Molecule: messenger RNA, 843 nt
Organism: Chaetomium globosum CBS 148.51
Lineage: Eukaryota; Fungi; Ascomycota; Sordariomycetes; Sordariales; Chaetomiaceae
Exons: 3
Coding region: 1-843 (280 amino acids)
Source: RefSeq, a predicted model, not a curated record
AUGCGCUCCAAGAUUGUCCGUGACCCUACCGAUGCCUGCGUCGAGUAUGCAUGGACUCACGUUUCGGCCGAGGGAAAGGCUAUCGCCUGGCCUGAGAGCUUCCUCGGUAACCUAACCCCCCGAGCCCGCAUUAUCGCAUACGACUACGAUGUAGAGCUCGAAGAUUUCUGGGCUACCGAGGAGGAGAACAGAAUAGACGCCCUCUCAGAUGACCUUUCCCACGAGAUCCGAAGCGUGCGUGCUAGCUCGAAGACGUUCCUGGUCAAGGCAGAAGAGGGUAGGCCAGCCGAGAAGCUACUUGCAAAGUGCGUACACCGGAUGGCGUUGCUGGGGACGCCCUUCCAUACCGACGCCGCUCUCUGGGCCAAAACAGGGAACAAGUUCUAUCGGCUUACUGGGGGGAGCCCCGACGGCUCGUUGGAAGAUGACCUCUCCAAGUCGGAGAAGCUGGCGGCAAUCUCCAAAGGGUUCAAGACUUCUGUCGGGAAGGGUACUCUUGAGGUAGCCGUAUUUUAUGAGGGGAAGCCGAGCCCCGUCUCGGGCGAGGUGAUCACAAGCCUGGCCACGGUCAAGGUCCCCGGAGCACCCAGCCCAACCCGUCUAGCCACCUCCCACCAGGCCAUGGCUAGGGCUGCAACGGCGGAGGAUGAUCAUUUCCGACGCAUCUCGCGGGUUUUGGUAGAAUGGGUUGAAGAGCUAUCCGAGGAAGAGGACGUGGAGAAGGAGGCAAAGAAGGUUGCGAAAUUUGAAGGCGAUAAUAUUGGAGGGUUUCAGCUCGGGUUCAAUGACGGAACCAUCAACGGCGGUGUCAACCUCGGUGGCGGGGUCAAACCUCGGGGGUGA